AUGGCGGAAAUACCUGAAUGGGACGGAGAAGGCAACGUCUCUGAACUUCUGAGAGGAGAAGCUGGGAAGCUCCUGAAAGACUACGCCAACAUAGAACCCGAGAAGAUGGAGGCUCACGUCAAGUAUAUCGCCAAAAGUGGCUGGGAUGUGAUGAGGUAUCCUUGUUUCCAAAAAUUCGUCUUUCUCCACCUCGACCUCUCUCGUUGCCCCAUCUACCAGCAGGUAAUCGAGCAAACCCAGUCCGGACACUUGCUUCUGGAUCUGGGGUGUGGCCUGGGACAGGAUAUCCGGCGUCUAGUGCAGGAUGGGGCACCGGCAGAGAACCUGAUUGGAUUGGAUGUCGUACCAGAGUAUAUUGAUCUUGGAUAUCAGUUGUUCAUGGACAGGUCGAAGCUGGCCUCUACAUUCCUCAUCCAUGAUUUCUUCCAGGAUACGCCGGAAAUGGACCGCCUGAAACAUCGAGUCAAGAUCAUCAACUCUGGAUACUUCAUGCACCUGUGGAACUGGGAAAUACAGCUGAAUGCUGCAAAGCGCAUGAUCCAGCUUCUUGCACCCGUCAAAGAUGCCAUCAUCACCGGUGUUCACUUCGGGAGCCAGUCGCCGGGCAUGUGGGCUAAGGUUCCUCCUGGCCUCAGUCCCAUGUUUCUCCACAAUAAAGAGACAUUGUCCGAACUGUGGAUACAGGCUGGAAAGCAAACCCAGACUACCUGGACUAUCCAGAUUGUCAUAGAGCACGAUAAGUACUGCAGAGACAUUGACCCUGAUGGAUGUCGGUUGAGAUGGGCUCUUAUGCGGCACUGA
Messenger RNA from Penicillium alfredii, 801 nucleotides. RefSeq lists its product as uncharacterized. NCBI's taxonomy places the organism in Eukaryota, Fungi, Ascomycota, Eurotiomycetes, Eurotiales, Aspergillaceae. The coding region runs from base 1 to 801 and encodes 266 amino acids. The transcript is spliced from 2 exons. The record is from RefSeq and is a predicted model, not a curated record.